Molecule: messenger RNA, 3951 nt
Organism: Pygocentrus nattereri (red-bellied piranha)
Lineage: Eukaryota; Metazoa; Chordata; Actinopteri; Characiformes; Serrasalmidae
Gene: fbxl3a
Product: F-box and leucine-rich repeat protein 3a
Exons: 5
Coding region: 248-1543 (431 amino acids)
Biological process (GO): entrainment of circadian clock by photoperiod; SCF-dependent proteasomal ubiquitin-dependent protein catabolic process; G2/M transition of mitotic cell cycle
Cellular component (GO): cytosol; SCF ubiquitin ligase complex; nucleus
Molecular function (GO): protein binding
Source: RefSeq, a predicted model, not a curated record
GGGGCAGCAGCAGCAAAUCUCCCGCGGCUGAGCGCAGGAAUUAGGUCAGGCGGUCACAGACAAGCAGGAGGGACUCUGAGCAAAACAACACAUCUACAUAAGAGCGCCCGGUCAGUUUUCUGGCUUCCAAUGCGGCAGACGUCGCCUGUUCGGAUGUUUUGGAGUGCAGGUCCCGGCUGACAGCGCAGUGACUGAUUUUCACUGUUUCAGCUUCGGCGAGGUCAACUGAGUGUAAACUGAGAGCAGAAUGAAAAGAAGACUGAGCAGGGACAUAGAGGGCAGCAGCUCAUCUUGUGAAGAACUGAUGGAGGUUUGCAAGAGAGCUAGACAUCCUAGUGAGGACUCUGGAGAUCUGGCAUCCAACUGGGCAUGGAUACCCCAGGAGGUACUGCUGCGCAUCUUUCAGUACUUGCCACUGCUAGAUCGAGCCUUUGCGUCUCAGGUGUGUCAUGGUUGGAACCAAGCCUUUCAUAUGCCUGAGCUCUGGAGAUGCUUUGAAUUUGAACUUACACAGCCGGCAAGCUCUUACCUAAAGGCCACCCAUCCUGAUCUUAUCAAGCAGAUCAUCAAGAGGCACUCAAAUCAUUUGCAGUAUGUAAGCUUCAAGGUGGACAGUAGUACAGAAUCAGCAGAGGCAGCAUGUGACAUCCUCUCUCAGCUAGUAAACUGCUCAUUAAAGACCCUCGGGCUCAUUUCUACAGCACGGCCAAGCUUCAUGGAGUUACCAAAGUCCCAUUUCAUCUCUGCGUUGACAGUGGUGUUUGUCAACUCUAAGUCCCUGUCAUCACUCAAGAUUGAUGACACGCCAGUUGAUGACCCGUCGCUUAAGGUCCUGGUCGCCAAUAACAGUGACACACUCAAACUGUUAAAGAUGAGCAGCUGCCCACAUGUAUCUCCUGCUGGCAUCCUGUGUGUUGCUGAUCAGUGCCAUGGCUUGAGGGAACUGGCGCUAAAUUACCACCUGUUGAGUGACGAGCUCCUCCUUGCACUCUCCUCAGAGAAACAUGUGCAUCUAGAGCACCUGCGCAUUGAUGUGGUGAGUGAAAACCCUGGUCAACAGUUCCAUACCAUCAAGAAAAGCAGUUGGGAUGCCAUGGUGCGCCACUCCCCAAAGUUCAACCUGGUCAUGUAUUUCUUCCUCUAUGAAGAAGAAUUUGGUCCGUUCUUUCGUGAUGAAAUUCCGGUCACGCACCUCUAUUUUGGCCGUUCAGUCAGUAAGGAUGUGCUUGGCCGAGUAGGCAUGAACUGUCCUCGACUUGUGGAGCUGGUGGUGUGUGCUAACGGCCUGCGCCCGCUGGAUGAGGAGCUGAUCCGCAUUGCCGAACGCUGUAAGCAGCUGUCCGCCAUUGGCCUGGGGGAGUGUGAAGUGUCUUGCAGUGCAUUUGUGGAGUUUGUGAAGAUGUGCGGCCGACGCCUCUCGCAGCUCUCCAUCAUGGAGGAAGUGCUCAUCCCUGACCACAAAUAUAGCCUGGACGAGAUCCACUGGGAGGUGUCCAAACACCUUGGUCGUGUCUGGUUCCCUGAUAUGAUGCCCACGUGGUAAAACACUCACAGACCAGUUCCCUUCUCACAUUAGUACAUUUCAUAACCAUUGCAUCCAGCUUAUAACUUCACCCUAUAAGGCAGCCAGUUUUCACACUUUGAUAUGCUAUUGUUUUUUUUUUUUUUUUUUUCUUCUUUUCUUGUUAAGAAGUAUCAUGGAGAUUCUCUUUGUGUUUGAGAUGUUGCUUUUCUUUACAUGUGUAAUAGCAUCAGGGGUUAUAGGUGGAAGAUCUUUACAGGAUUGGACACUUCACUUUGAAUAGUAUGGCUUGUUUUCUGAAAAGGCUGAUGCCACAUGUUGUGUACAUAGUGAAAGUAUGAAUAUGAAAAAAAUAAGCUUGUGUCUAGCACCUAAUGGAAAUGCUACAAUGUAGUAAGCUUUUAUAUUCUAUUUGGAUCAUAUAGGAGAACAUAAAAAGGCCUGCAUAAUUGUACCAUGUUAGGCUAAUCAUUUAUGUAGCUACAUAUUCCCACUGUCCACAUGUCCAAUAAUUUUAUUCUGGAACCUACAUAUAGGAUUUCUCAUUUACAUCUAAUUAAUCCCCACAAAUCAGUGGUCAGUAACUGAGAUUGUUUUUGUUUGUUUGUUUGUUUGUUUGUUUGUUUUAUUCUUGGCUGUUUGUCAAAUUAUAUUUAUGUAUAUUGUUACAAACGUGGAGUGUGAAGUAUUGUCAGUAAUAGUGGAGGACUCAUGGCAGAAGUCUUACUAUUCAUUGAUGUAGCACCUUGAAAGCUGCCGGAGUUCAUCCACCAGUAGGGAGUGCCACUAACAAACUGUCAGCUCCCAGCUAAAUGUUUUUCAAAAGCUCUGCUGAAGAAGGGCUACUUUCUUGGCAGAGAAUAAUUGGGGAAUUUAACAAAGUACAUCAUCUUCAGAACAUCUUUUCUGUCUUGGAACAAAAAGUGCUUUGCAGCUUUAGUGGACUAUCUUAUCUAUCUUCUUUGCUCAUUGUUUUUGUUUGUUUCUCAAGUAUGUUGCAUUAAUCUUAACUCUCUCCAUCAGCUACAGGGGAAGUUCUUGGUUGAAAAGGUGACCACCCACAGCAGACUAAAUGGAAAUGAAUUCAAUGCACCACAAGUGGUGCUAAAAUAUAAAGCUGUAUUGGAGUCCCUGUGGCAUAGACAAACCAAUUUUGUUAAGAAUUGAGGACUAAAUGGGUAGAAAACAGAUUUUUUUUUUUUCACUUUAAUGUUUAUAGACACUUCCAAGAUAAAUGGAAAGCCUUUACUGCACAUUCAGUACUACCUAUGAGUUUGCUGACUGACUUUAUAUGCGGCUUAGUCUUUUUUCUUUUCUUUUUUUUAACCCUAAUUUAAACAUUUCUUCCUGCUAGGACAAUGACUUGGUUAAGCUGUAGUGUAUUUGUAUAAGUGGUUUUGUACAGUUAAUAUAAAGCAUGUUAUAUGCAUACCAAAUUAAUCACAAACACGAGCGAACAUAUUGGAGAAGGAUUUUUAUCUUCUUGAUGGUUAUUUUGUAAGUUGGCAAGUACUGCUUUUAAAACAGCAGACUGUGUAGGCUAUAGGUUUCCCCUACAUGUAGUUCAUUGAUACACUGAGAGCAGGUCUACCAUUCUGGAAGUUAUUUGGAAAUGUCUUAAUGGAUUUGUGGCAUGUUUGAGACAAACUGGUAGAUGUCUUUGUGAAACGGAUAAACCAAGUGUGAUGUAAUUAGUUUACAUCUUCAACCAUUUACUAGUUCUGUCCAAGGUUGAAAGAACAUUGUUCGUUAUGAAAAAUGAAUCAGGACCUGACUGGACCCUGUUUAAUUUUUUUCCUUUAAGAAGGAAGUCCCCUAUGCCUGUAUAUAAAAUGCUGUGUGUUUUGAUGAUGAAUAGAAAUAUACAUAUUUCUUUUGCACCCUCUGUCAGGGUUAAAAUUUUCAAUGCUGAUCUUUCAUUAGAGUGAGCAUGGUCCUUUGGUAGAUCUUCUACCAGUCUAAUUAGAUUUGAUUAUUCAUAAUUUAUAAGCCUUUGUAUUAAUUCAUUUAAAAUGGUUUAAUGACUUGAGUCCUUUAAACAUGUUAACACAAACUUAGCACCACUAAUUUAGUAUAAAGUAACACUUAAAAUCAGACACAAAUGUACUUGUUUUAGCUUUUUAUUUGCAGUGACAAGUGAAAAUUAAGUUUGUUAGUGAACAGUGCUGUCACCCAGUGCUUUACCCAAAAUGCAAGAAAAUGAGUCACUCAGUUGUACAUACUGAUUUACAAGAGUGAAAUGUCAGUAUGAGACGUUUAUGGCUCAGAGCCAGUGUUUUGAACUGACACUAGUGGUUUUUUUUCCAAAAUGAACACACAGAUACUGUUUUGGGGAAAAAAAUAAAAACUCAUGUGAGCAGCAGCUUGUCGUUUCAAACUGUCACUUGCUUCUCAUUUUGUAUUAUUCCAAUAAAUUACAUAAAACUCUA